This is a messenger RNA of Sarcophilus harrisii (Tasmanian devil), 1146 nucleotides long. RefSeq names its product N-acetyltransferase 8. Lineage: Eukaryota; Metazoa; Chordata; Mammalia; Dasyuromorphia; Dasyuridae. Gene Ontology annotation, molecular function: N-acetyltransferase activity. The transcript has a single exon. Bases 371 to 1042 code for a protein of 223 amino acids. The record is from RefSeq and is a predicted model, not a curated record.
ACCUCCGGCCGGGCUCAUAGUCUCCGCCCGGGCUCACCUCCGCUCCAGCUCAUCGUCUCCGCCCGGGCUCACCUCCGCCCGGGCUCACCUCCACCGCGGGCGCACCUCCGCCGCGGGCUCAUAGUCUCCGCCGCGGGCUCAUAGUCUCCGCCCGGGCUCACCUCCACCGCGGGCGCACCUCCGCCGCGGGCUCAUAGUCUCCGCUGCGGGCUCACCUCCGCCCGGGCUCAUAGUCUCCGCUGCGGGCUCACCUCCGCCCGGGCGCACCUCCGCCGCGGGCGCACCUCCGGCCGGGCUCAUAGUCUCCGCCGCGGGCUCCUAGUCUCCGCCCGGGCGCACCUCCGCCGCGGGGUCCCCAGGCCGCCCGCCCAUGGCCCCCUACCACAUCCGGACCUACGGGGACCAGGACUGGGAGGCCGUGAGGCAGCUGUUCUCCGAGGGGUUGCUCGGGAACCUGCCUUCCGACUUCCGCGCGAUGCUGAAGAAGCCCCGGACGCUGCUGGCGCUGCUGGGGGCGCCGCUGGCCCUGCUCUGGGGCUCGGGCUCCCCGGUCGCGGCCCUUGUGGCCUUCUCGGGCGUCCUGGCGGGCCAGUGGCUGACGCUGCGGCACUUCAUAAGGCAGUACGUCAGCGAGAGCCUGCGCAGCGACCUGCUGGACAUCCAGAAGGCCUACCUGCGGGGCCCGGGCUGCGGCUUCUGGGUGGCCGAGGCCGAGCGCCGCGUGGUGGGCACCGUGGGCGUGCGCCUGGCCAGGCAGCCGGUGGGCGGCGGGGAGUAUCUGGAACUGUUCCGCCUGUCGGUGAGGAGCGAUCUCCGAGGCCGAGGGAUGGCCAGGACCCUGGUCCAGACCGUGCUGCAGUUCGCCCGCGACCAGGGCUUCGACGGCGUGGUCCUGGAGACCAGCAGCGCCAACCACCCGGCCCACCGGCUUUACGAAAGCGCCGGCUUCUGCAAGUCCCACGAGUCCGAGUAUUUCUUGGCCUGGUGGCUCGGCGUCUUCUCCACUUGCCAUUUCCAGUAUGAUUUUUCCUCCCGGUCCUAACCUUCCCCCGCCCCGCCCCCUCCGCGUCUCUCGGCCCUUGGUGGGUUUGCUGGCAGGGUCACGACAGCACCUUGUCCCUAUUAAAGGUUGCUGACUUUCUCUCA